Molecule: messenger RNA, 2779 nt
Organism: Symphalangus syndactylus (siamang)
Lineage: Eukaryota; Metazoa; Chordata; Mammalia; Primates; Hylobatidae
Gene: TDP1
Product: tyrosyl-DNA phosphodiesterase 1
Biological process (GO): DNA repair
Cellular component (GO): nucleus
Molecular function (GO): 3'-tyrosyl-DNA phosphodiesterase activity; single-stranded DNA binding; double-stranded DNA binding
Source: RefSeq, a predicted model, not a curated record
CCCUAAACUCGUUGAGCGUGGCUGGAAAUCCAAGAGCUUCUAGGUGCUGGUUCAAUGCCUGGCUCAUGAUUUAUUUCAUUCUCUCCCUCCAUCUUGCAAUAGGUUACUUUUAAUCAUUUAGAUCUAUGGCACUAUGUUAAACAUUAUAGGAGACAAAAAGAGCGUGAACAAACAUAAAAAGAACCAAACGAAAAGAGCCACGUCCAGGAUUCUCGUUCAGAUCAGCAAGUCAUUGGGAUCGAGCUCCCAGGGUAGCUACUACAUCUGUUCUGUCCUCCAGAUAACCCUAGCACCUAGCACGGUGACUGGCACAAAGUAGAUCUUCAAUGAAAGAACGAAACGAGCCGUUAUGUUUACACAAAUGUAUUUCACUCAGUCCUCUGGAAGAGAUGCCUAGUGUGAAAGAGAUUCCAAGAGUAAAUACCAUAAACAGCACCGAGCCCAAAUCCCACAGCAAACAUCCUUAUUAAACACAAGGAACGUGGGGCGAGUUCCUUUUCUCAGAAGAUUUUAAAAGAACGCAACUGUUUCGAAGAAGGAACAGACAUUCGAGGUUCUGAGUCCGAUGGGAACUCAUUUAACUUUUUAUUUUACAGCAGAUUUCAAAGUCUGCACCCAGCCCCUCCCAGGACACAGGUCUCCUUGCAGCUGCCUUUAACCUAAGCGUAUCCUCUCUCUACUUUAAACCAAACGCCGCUGCAUGGAGCCCUGGGAGCCUGAGCCAUGAGAAUCCUGUAAAGAGGGAGUAUAAUGUCUCAGGAAGGCAAUUAUGGGAGGUGGACCAUAUCUAGUAGUGAUGAAAGUGAGGAAGAAAAGCCAAAACCAGACAAGCCGUCUACCUCUUCUCUUCCCUGUGCCAGGCAAGGAGCAGCAAAUGAGCCCAGGUACACCUGUUCUGAGGCCCGGAAAGCCGCACACAAGAGGAAAAUAUCACCUGUGAAAUUCAGCAAUACAGAUUCAGUUUUACCUCCUAAAAGGCAGAAAAGCGGUUCCCAGGAGGACCUCGGCUGGUGUCUGUCCAGCAGUGAUGAUGAGCUGCAGCCAGAAAUGCCGCAGAAGCAGGCUGAGAAAGUGGUGAUCAAAAAGGAGAAAGACAUCUCUGCUCCCAAUGACGGCGCUGCCCAAAGAACUGAAAAUCAUGGCCCUCCCGCCUGCCACAGGCUCAAAGAGGAGGAAGACGAGUAUGAGACGUCAGGGGAGGGCCAGGACAUUUGGGACAUGCUGGAUAAAGGGAACCCCUUCCAGUUUUACCUCACUAGAGUCUCUGGAGUUAAGCCAAAGUAUAACUCCGGAGCCCUCCACAUCAAGGAUAUUUUAUCUCCUUUAUUUGGGACGCUUGUUUCUUCAGCUCAGUUUAACUACUGCUUUGACGUGGACUGGCUCGUAAAACAGUAUCCACCAGAGUUCAGGAAGACGCCAAUCCUGCUUGUGCAUGGUGAUAAGCGAGAGGCUAAGGCUCACCUCCAUGCCCAGGCCAAGCCUUAUGAGAACAUCUCUCUCUGCCAGGCAAAGUUGGAUAUUGCGUUUGGAACACACCACACGAAAAUGAUGCUGCUGCUCUAUGAAGAAGGCCUCCGGGUUGUCAUACACACCUCCAACCUCAUCCAUGCUGACUGGCACCAGAAAACUCAAGGAAUAUGGUUGAGCCCCUUAUACCCACGAAUUGUUGAUGGAACCCCCAAAUCUGGAGAGUCGCCAACACAUUUUAAAGCUGAUCUCAUCAGUUACUUGAUGGCCUAUAAUGCCCCUUCUCUCAAGGAGUGGAUAGACAUCAUCCACAAGCACGAUCUCUCUGAAACGAAUGUUUAUCUUAUUGGUUCAACCCCAGGACGCUUUCAAGGAAGUCAAAAAGAUAAUUGGGGACAUUUUAGACUUAAGAAGCUUCUGAAAGACCAUGCCUCAUCCAUGCCUGACGCAGAGUCCUGGCCUGUCGUGGGUCAGUUUUCAAGCAUUGGCUCCUUGGGAGGUGAUGAAUCAAAGUGGUUAUGUUCUGAAUUUAAAGAGAGCAUGCUGACACUGGGGAAGGAAAGCAAGACUCCAGGAAAAAGCUCCGUUCCUCUUUACUUGAUCUAUCCUUCUGUGGAAAAUGUGCGGACCAGUUUAGAAGGAUAUCCUGCUGGGGGCUCUCUUCCCUAUAGCAUCCAGACAGCUGAAAAACAGAAUUGGCUGCAUUCCUAUUUUCACAAAUGGUCAGCUGAGACUUCUGGCCGCAGCAAUGCCAUGCCACAUAUUAAGACAUAUAUGAGGCCUUCUCCAGACUUCAGUAAAAUUGCUUGGUUCCUUGUCACAAGCGCGAAUCUGUCCAAGGCUGCCUGGGGAGCAUUGGAGAAGAAUGGCACCCAGCUGAUGAUCCGCUCCUACGAGCUUGGGGUCCUUUUCCUCCCUUCAGCAUUUGGUCUAGACAGUUUCAAAGUGAAACAGAAGUUCUUCGCUGGCAGCCAGGAGCCAAUGGCCACCUUUCCUGUGCCAUAUGAUUUGCCUCCAGAACUGUAUGGAAGUAAAGAUCGGCCAUGGAUAUGGAACAUUCCUUAUGUCAAAGCACCGGAUACGCAUGGGAACAUGUGGGUGCCCUCCUGAGAAUCUUGAGGCACUGUGAAAUUUAAGUGUAAGACAUUGAGCCACAAACAUGGAAUCUCUUCUUUGUACUGGAUGUUCACUUCCCUUAAAGUCUUAUUUGCACCCUUACAAAAUCUUUGCAAAGGUCACUGUUAUGAAUGGAUGUUGGUUAUACUUUUAAUGGACAUUAAUAUUCCCAAUAAAAAAAGUAUUAUUUUCUUAA